AUGGUUCUCAUGGACGGUUUUAGUCAUGGCGUGGACAAUCCCACGAACGGCUGGAGCGGACGAGGUGUGGAAGCCGGCGGACAAUACGGCAGUGGCAUCGAUAGAAAACACCAUUCUGACGCUCGUUUUCCAUCGUCGGACGAGCUCGUUAAGGCGGCUCAGUUGCACAACAGCGAUAAUCGCGGCGACGUUAUAUCUCAAUUCGGACGUGGACUUAACUGUGCCACUCCGUUCCUUGAAGAUGGAAUGUUUGACGGAUUGCUGACUGGUGACGCGGCGAUUCACGACCCGGCAGCAUGGACGGACCCCGCGCUUCGGUUCGCAGAGGGAUUCCUCCCAUCGUCGGGAUGCAAUGGUGUGCAGCAACCCCCACCACCGGUCGAACCGGAGCACGGAACCGAAAUUCAGAAGCAGGGACGGAAUAAAAAGACUCGUUCCGGCGCUCUCUUCGUUCCUGCUGAUGCUGCUGGUGGUUCUGGUGCUGCUCCUGCUCCUACUGCAGCUACUGCCGCUGCUGCUCCUGCUGCUGCUCCUGCUCCUGCUCCUGCUCCUGCUGCUGCUGCUGCUCCUGCAGCAUCGGCGCAGAAAUCGCGCGCGAAGAAGGCCGCCGCGCUAGCCCAGGCGAACGCGCAACGGCAGGCGCAAGAGCAAGGGCAGGCGCAAGCCUUGCUGCAAGCGCGGAAGUUAGCCGCGCAGGUUCAAAGUCAGGCGGUUCCCGCAUUGGCGGCGCAGCAGCAGCGUUUGCUGGAGCAGUCGUUGUCGCUGGUGCAACCGUUGGCGCCCCGUUCUAACGAACAGCAGCCGCAGCAGCAGCAGCGGCAGCAGCAGCAGCAGCUGCAGCAGCAACAGCAGCAGCAGCAGACGGUCAUGCCCGCCAUGCGCGCUGCCGAGAGCCUCGCGCUCGAGCGCGCGCUUACCGCCGCUGACAGGGCCGCGGCCGUGCCAGUAGCUUCCGCCGGUGUGCCACCCAGCGGGGCCGCGGAAGCAGCUGCGGAACCAGCGGGGGCAGGAGCGCCGUUUUUGGCCGUUGCGGGGAUGACGGCGGACGCGGGGGGGAUGGACGGAAUGGUGGGGGUGACGGGGGGGACGGCGGGGUGGGCUCGCGCGACGGACGCGGACAUGCUGUCGCAGCUGUUGGCGAAUUCGCGAACGCCUCUGGCGACGGACAUGGACUUGGUGUCGCAGGUGCGGCUGCGGAUGGACCCGGCGCUGCUGGCGUCUCUGGAUGCCAUGCGCGCGCACUCGCAGCACCACGCGCAGCUGCACGCGCUGCAGCAGGGGUUGCAGGGGCAACAGGCGCAGCAGGGGCUGCAGGCGCAACAGGCGCAGCAGGGGCUGCAGGCGCAACAGGCGCAGCAGGGGCAGCACGGGCAGCAGGCACAGCUGAUGCAGCAGGGGCAUCAGGGGCGGCAGGGGCAGCAGGUGCAGCUGUUGCAGCAGGCACAGGCAGGCAUGGCCGGGGGUCAGCCGUCCGUAAUGCUCACCCCAGAACUGCAGCAAUACCUAGCUGCUGCCGGGAAGCUUCCUUUCCCGGACAAAAACUUCCCAAUCUGGGAGGCUCUCCGGGCGGCAUCCGCGCAACAAGCCCCGCCUGGUUUCUCCUCCCCUCCCAUGGCCACACCCGCCACUGCCUUCCCAUCCGCCACACCCCUCCCUCCCGCCGCACCCCUCCCGCGCAUCACAGCCAUACCUCCUUCCCCCAGCAUAUUCGGCUGCACAGAGGACGUGCGCGCAGUGCACGCGCCCUCCGCGUCCGACGCGGAGCUGCGCGCGCGCCUGCUGCGCCUGGCGGAGGCCGUGGCCACCAGCGAGCAGGGCGAGAUGGCAGCGCUGACGCGCGUGCUGCGCGCGGACGCGACGCCCCACGGCACGCCCAUGCAGCGCGUGGUGCACUACCUGCUGGGCGCGCUGGGGAAACGCGCGUCUGGGAGCCUGGGGGAGGAGUAUGUGGUGGAGCCGCUGCAGACCGCCGAGGAGGAGGCUCUCAUACUCGCAUUUGCAGCGCGCAACCCACUCAUGCAGCACUGCUACACCACCAUGGCGUGCGGCAUCGUGGACACCUUAGAGCACGACCCCCUCGUGCACAUCGUUGACUUCGCCAUGUGGGGCGGCCAGUGGCCCAUCGUCAUCCGCCAGCUGGCGGCCUCCGCCGCCCGCCGCCGCCGCGAGAGCUGCACCCACGGCUGUGCUGCUGUCACCGACGGCGCUGGCGCCAGCAGCAGCAGCGGCAGCAGGAGCAGCAGCAACAGCAACAGCAACGGCGGCAGCAGCGGCGCAUGCCCCACGUGCACAGGCCCUCUCCCUCUCCACAUCCGCUACACUGCAGUCGAGCCUCCUCCCGGCCACCCCUGGGGGGCAGGCCCCAAGAUCCCCAUCCCGUUCCUGCAGGCGGAGGUGAGCGGCGCAGCGGCAGAGUGCGGAGUGGCGCUGAGCUUCCACCGCGUGGAGGCGCGGCCAGAGACGCUGCGGCCGCUCAUGCUGGGGAUAGAGCGCGGGGAGGCCGUGGUGGUGAACUGCGCGGGGAGGUUGGCCAACCUGGCGGAUUCGACUGUGCUGCGCUCCAGCCCCAAAGACACUGCCCUCUCGACCAUCCUACAGCUAGCCCCCAAGGUGGUGACGAUAGUGGAGUGGGACGCCAACCACCGGCAGCCCUUCUUCCUGCACCGCUUCCGCGACUGCCUCGACUUCUUCUCCAACGUCUUCCACUCCCACGAGCACCUCGCCUCGCGUGCCUCCUUCGGACGCCGCGGCUUCGAGGACAGAGUGCUGGCACACGAGAUGAUUAACCUGGUGGCGUGCGAGGGGCUGCAGAGGCUGGUGCGGGCAGAAACGCUGGAUCAGUUGCAUGAGAGGAUGCAGCGCAUUGGGUUUGCUCCCAAGCCGUUUUCGCGGAGGAGUAUGGCGGCGCUGGGGCAGAUGCUUGCGCCGUAUUCCAAGGGGUUUUCGGUGGUGAGUCAUCCGUUGGGGGGUGUGCAGCUGCUGUGGCAGGGUAAGUCCAUGCUUGGUGCGUCUUUCUGGCAGCCUGCGGUGGAAGGGUUGGAAUUGGGCUUGAUCAGGGGGUGUGCGGGUAAUUUGAAUGGCCGUGUGAGUGCCUUGGGGAUUACGUGA
Closterium sp. Naga37s-1 is the source of this 3108-nucleotide messenger RNA. Lineage: Eukaryota; Viridiplantae; Streptophyta; Zygnematophyceae; Desmidiales; Closteriaceae. The record is from the annotation of a GenBank genome assembly.